Messenger RNA from Halichondria panicea, 1879 nucleotides. Its product is annotated as nidogen-2-like. Bases 134 to 1750 code for a protein of 538 amino acids. Gene Ontology annotation, molecular function: peptidase inhibitor activity. The record is from RefSeq and is a predicted model, not a curated record. Gene Ontology annotation, biological process: cell-matrix adhesion. NCBI's taxonomy places the organism in Eukaryota, Metazoa, Porifera, Demospongiae, Suberitida, Halichondriidae. Gene Ontology annotation, cellular component: basement membrane; extracellular region. The transcript is spliced from 12 exons.
AUACUAACUUCCAGGAAUGUGGAAGUCAUUAGUGAUAGUGGAUGGUUAGGUUGUAAAGCUAAAGAGACGCUUCAAUACAACAGCGACCAGUUUAUAGCUAAGAGACGAUUCUGAUCCUCAUAAAGAUCCCCAGAUGAUGAAGGCAAUCCUUAUCUUAGCAGCUCUGCUCUGCUGCUGUUACCUGGGAGCUUGCCAGGUGUACUCGUGCCCUCCUGUCUCCUCUGAUGAAGCUGGCCUCUGCUCUGAGGACUGCAGUGAUGACAGCGAUUGCCCCACUCCUCACAAGUGUUGCUCCAAUGGUUGUGGACACGUCUGCACGCCUCCCACCCUCACACCAUAUACCCCACCCCCUCACCUAUGUCCCACUCCCAACGACGACAUUGCCGGAAUGUGUACUGAAGAAUGUAACACCACGUCAUGUGACUCAGGCUACCAGUGCUGCUCUAAUGGGUGUGGUCGAUCCUGCGUGUCCAUAUGUAACCUUGUAUCGACCAAUCAGACGCUCAUUGGGGCCUAUCGUCCACAGUGUGAGGAUGAUGGGUUGUUCUCCGCAGUGCAGUGUCAUGCAUCCACUGGCUACUGUUGGUGUGUGGACACACUGAGUGGAGAGCCGAGGUCUGAGCUCAUUAGAGGGGAGGAGCCUCAGUGCAGCUGUGUGUACGAUGGUGAGGUGAGGUCAGUGGGGGAGGUGUUCCGGGCCAUCGAUGGAUUCAACUACUGCACAUGUACAGUGACUGGACCACAGUGCACUGAGAACAAAGUGUUCCACUCUUGCCCCCCAGUGAGGGAGAAUGAGGCUGGUAUCUGUGUGGCAGAGUGUACCCUGGACUCUGAGUGUCCCCAUGACACACAAUGCUGCUACACUGGUUGUGGCUAUUCUUGUACUGACCCUGAGGUCAUUCCCUACAUACCCCUACCUACGAUGAACACUUGCCCUCCCACUAACCAAAUACCCUGCGCUCUGACUGGAAGAUCAUGCGCCCAAUCCAAUGAUGAGGAAACCUCUGAUGAUGAGGAAACCACAGAUGAUGAUGAUUCUGACUCGUCUGAUGUGAUGGAAUGCAAUGAAGACUCGAGUAUGUGCUGUGAGAAUGACUGUGGUGGCUCUGUGUGUGUGUACAGCACUGGUCCCACUCCCUGCAAGGCUGCUCGUGUCAUAGCCAAGGAGAGGAACAACACUAGGGACAGCAUGAUUGGACGCUACUCCCCACAGUGUGACUUUGAUGGCCAUUUCAGACCUGUUCAGUGUCACGAGCAUUUCUGCUGGUGUGUGGAUGAGCACAGUGGAGAGCCAGAGUCGGAUAUGGUCGCAUUCGAGCACCUUGCCAACUUGCGGUGCACAAAAUGUGUGUAUAAUGGUCUCAAGCAUGGCUACCUGGAUCAGUUCCCCUCUCUGGACGGAUGCAAUACUUGUACUUGUGUGUAUGAUGGUGUCAUCUCCUGCACUGAGGUGGGGUGUGUUGUAGAACCUGAGGGAGAGCGUAGUGUUUGGGACUGGUGGCACUCCAUCCUCAUCUAUUGUGUGGUGGCAGUGAUUGUACUCACUCUGCUUGUACUCAUCCUCCUAGUGGCUGUGGUGAUUACUUUCAAGAGGAACAGCUUCCGACACAGAAGACUCAAGGAGGCAGCAGUCCACUUCGACUCUGAGAUGGACACUGUGUACUUCAAGCAAGGCCAGGACCUCACUAGUGUGGAGCUCAAGGUGCCCCCAGUGGAGGAGCAUGGGCCUGGAGGAGAGGACCAUGCUUAGCUAGCUACACACAACACUCAAUAACACUCAUCAUUCAGUCUAGCUCUGUUGCACUACCUCACUGUAUUACUAACUGUUGUUGUUGUUGUUGGGUUUGUUAUUAAAAUUAUUGCUGUUUCAAUUUUAAAA